AUGGAUAUCAACCCCAAAUACGACGACUACGACUUCCCCUACACAAAGGCCGAGCCUCAAGAUGGUCACGCCGGUCAUCUCACCGAGGGCCAGAUUGCCCAGGUGCACCAGCUGCGCAUGAUGCUGGAAGCCGAGGGCCUGACCAAGCGUCUCGACACGUUGACCCUGUUGCGCUUCCUCCGUGCCCGCAAGUUCGACGUCGAGGCGGCAAAGAAGAUGUUUGUGGAUUGCGAGAAGUGGCGCGAAGAGAUCAAGCUGGACGAGCUCGUGCCUGUCUGGGACUACCCCGAGAAGGCCGAGAUCUCCAAGUACUACAAGCAGUUCUACCACAAGACGGACAAGGAUGGCCGCCCCGUCUACAUUGAGACCCUUGGUGGCAUCGACCUGGCUGCCAUGUACAAGAUCACCUCGGCGGAUCGCAUGAUCACCAACCUUGCCGUCGAGUACGAGCGGGUCUCCGACCCCCGUCUACCCGCCUGUUCCCGCAAGCAGGGCAGUCUCCUCGAGACGUGCUGCACCAUCAUGGACCUCAAGGGCGUCGGUAUCACAAAGGUGCCCCAGGUUUACUCGUACGUCCAGCAGACGGCCGGCCUGUCGCAGAACUACUACCCCGAGCGCCUCGGCAAGAUGUACAUGAUCAACGCUCCCUGGGGCUUCUCGACCGUCUGGAGCGUCGUCAAGGGCUGGCUCGACCCCGUCACCGUGUCCAAGAUCCAUAUCCUGGGCAGCGGCUACAAGAGCGAGCUGCUGAAGCAGGUUCCCGCCGAGAACCUGCCCAAGGAGUUUGGUGGCUCCUGUGAGUGCGAGGGCGGCUGUGAGAACAGCGACGCCGGUCCCUGGAGCGACCCCGAGUUCGCCAAGCCCCCUAAGUGGGAGAGGAAGGAGGGCGAGACUGCGGCUGCGGCUGCUCCCGCCACCGAUGCCGCUCCUUCUACCGGCGGAGAGAAGCCCGAGGUGACGACUGGCGUAGAUACCGCUCCUGUGCCGGAGAAGAGCGAGGGUGACGAGGCCAAGCAGCCCGCUGCCGCUUAA
Messenger RNA from Emericellopsis cladophorae, 1032 nucleotides. RefSeq names its product CRAL-TRIO domain-containing protein. The record is from RefSeq and is a predicted model, not a curated record. The transcript is spliced from 3 exons. NCBI's taxonomy places the organism in Eukaryota, Fungi, Ascomycota, Sordariomycetes, Hypocreales, Bionectriaceae. The coding region runs from base 1 to 1032 and encodes 343 amino acids.